GUGACAGAGUACCGUGUCCCUGUCCCCCGUCCCCUGGGCCGCCUGUUGCUGCUGCAGGUGCACAAGGGGCCCUGUGGGGGUCUCCCCGAGAGCUCCUGGUACCUGGAGAGCGUCACCGUGUGGGGACAGCGCGGGGACACCCCCGGGAACACCCCCGGGGACAGUGACGGUGACAGCGACGGUGACAGCGACGGUGACAGUGAUGGUGACAGCGAUGGGGACAGCUGGGACGAGGAGGAGGAGGAGGAGGAGGAUGAAGGUGACAGCGAGGAGGAGGUGGCAGAGGAGGAGGAGGAGGAGGGGACAGGUGACAGCGAGGAGGUGACAGAGGAGGAGGAGCUGGAGGAGGAGCCUGAGGACAGCGCGAGUGACAUCGGCACUGCCAGCACAGGUGACACCUGUGCCACUCCAGGUGACGUCACCCCCACAGGUGACACCGAUGACGUCGCUGACCUGGGGCCCUUCCACUUCCCGUGCUACCGCUGGCUCGAGGGGUACAACACCUGGGAGCUGCCCGAGGGUACAGCCACCACGCCGGCCAUGGAGCGACACCCGCGGCUGCAGCGGCAGCGCCGCCGACACCUGGUGCAACAGCGCCGGCGCUACAG
This is a messenger RNA of Cyanistes caeruleus (blue tit), 608 nucleotides long. Lineage: Eukaryota; Metazoa; Chordata; Aves; Passeriformes; Paridae. The record is from RefSeq and is a predicted model, not a curated record.